Sceloporus undulatus (fence lizard) is the source of this 4620-nucleotide messenger RNA. RefSeq names its product polyhomeotic homolog 1 (gene PHC1). Gene Ontology annotation, cellular component: PRC1 complex; nucleus. The record is from RefSeq and is a predicted model, not a curated record. Gene Ontology annotation, molecular function: zinc ion binding; protein binding. The transcript has 15 exons. NCBI's taxonomy places the organism in Eukaryota, Metazoa, Chordata, Lepidosauria, Squamata, Phrynosomatidae. Bases 350 to 3379 code for a protein of 1009 amino acids.
CGCCCCCUUUGGCAGGAAGUGGGAGAUGCACCCGCCGCGACAGAGACAGACAGGCAGAGAGGGUCUGUCUAGGAGCGAGGAAGGAGGCGAAGGGACUCAAGGCGGGCCGCUGGAAGGGAAGGGGAGCCUGUCUUCCAGGGGAACGGCGACAACGAAGGCGACGCUCCUGCUGCUGCUGGUGGUGCUUGAGGGGGCGCGGUUGCCGCUUUCUGCCGUCGGGCCCCGGCUCCGCCCCCUCGGCUCUUUCAGCCGCCGCCACCGCCCCCUUAUGAGGGCCUCAAGGCGGGCCUAGCUGGGAGCCCAGGCCUUGUGAGAAAACUUCAAGCAGGGAUCAUUGGGACCUGCCACCAUGGAGACAGAAAGUGAGCAGAACUCAAAUUCAGGAAGUGGCAGUUCGGGCUCCGGAGGCAGCACUCGCCCUCAGAUAUCACAAAUGACCCUUUAUGAACGUCAGGCAGUACAGGCCCUUCAAGCACUGCAGCGACAGCCCAAUGCAGCCCAGUAUUUCCAUCAGUUUAUGCUCCAGCAGCAGCUUAACAGUGCUCAGCUUCACAGCCUGGCUGCAGUCCAGCAGGCGACAAUUGCAGCCAGUCGACAGGCAAAUUCUCCAAACACGAGCACCCCUCAGCAGACAGCAACUACACAGGCUUCGAUUAAUUUGGCCACAACAUCAGCUGCACAGUUAAUCAGCCGUUCACAAAGUGUGAGUUCUCCUAGUACCACCACCUUGACACAAUCUGUACUCCUGGGGAAUACCACCUCACCACCUCUCAACCAGUCACAAGCUCAGAUGUAUCUUCGGCCGCAGCUGGGGAACCUGUUGCAGGUGAACCGAACCUUGGGCCGCAAUGUACCUCUUACUUCCCAGCUCAUCCUGAUGCCUAACGGGGCUGUGGCUGCUGUUCAGCAGGAAGUUCCACCCACUCAUUCUCCUGGGGUCCACACAGACACGGACCAGGUGCAGAAUUUGGCUGUCAGAAAUCAGCAGACCUCAGCAGCUAAUGCCCAGCUCCAGGCUUCUGCUCCAAAGGCUGCUUUACCAGGGAAUUCCCAAUCUUCAGUACUACCACAGGCCACCCAUUCUGGCCAGACUUUGACAGUGACACAAGCUUCUUCAGGCAAUGUAGGGCAGUCUCUAAAUCUCAGCCAAGGAGCAGCGGGAAAUAAUGGCAUUUCUGGAGGUUUAGUAUCAUCUGUGGGGAAUCAUACUGCCUCUGGCUUGAGUCAGACAGCCUCAUCUGUUCCAGGAGGUAGCUGCCAAAGGAAAGGUACUGGUGUAGUUCAGCCUUUACCUGUAGCUUCUGCUGCCCAUGCAGUGACUGUGAGCCAGGGAAGUCAGACCGAAGCAGAAAAUGCAGCAGCAAAGAAGGCUGAAGCAGAUGGCAAUGGUCAGCAGACUGUGGGUAUGAAUCUGACCCGGACAGGUACACCAGCCCCAAGCCAGACUUUGAUCAGUUCUGCCACCUACACUCAAAUCCAGCCUCACUCCCUGAUCCAGCAGCAGCAGCAGAUUCACCUCCAGAAGCAAGUUGUGAUCCAGCAGCAAAUUGCCAUCCAUCACCAGCAACAGUUUCAGCAUCGCCAGUCUCAGCUCUUGCACACUGCCACACACCUCCAACUAGCGCAGCAGCAGCACCAGCAAGCUCCAUCUUUGACACAGCAACAGCAACAGCAAGGGCCAGCUCAGGUUCAGCAGCCGACCCAACCUCUCCAGAGCCAGCAGCCAGCCCAGACUCUUGUUGUCCAGCCCAUGCUUCAGUCACAGCCUCAACCAGUGCAGCUUCAGCAGGACAGUCUUUGCCAGGCAGCCACAAAGUCACCUAUUCCUAUUCAGUCCAAACCCCCAAUUGCUCCACUCAAGGCUCCCCAAUUUGGUGCUGCCAAAAUGUCUGCAUCCCAGCAGCCCCCACCUCACAUCCCAGUACAAGUGGUAGGUAGCCGCCAGCAGGGCUCUGCCCAGGCUCAGGCACUGGGUCUUCCCCAAUUGAACACGGCUGUGCAGGCUCCUCGGGGCUUGCCCGCUGUAGUCCAGCCAGUGUCCCAGGCGCACACAGCCUCCUCAGUGUCACAGAGCUCAUCUGCCUCAUUUUCUUGUUCUCCACCUCUCCUACAAGAAGCCCCUCCUCCACUCUCAUCUGGAGUCAGCGUAGCCCAGGUCCAAGGGACAACACAGGUAAAGAGCACUGCUUCGUCUCCAGUCAUGGCCCAGGCACCACCAGCGGCAUACUAUGUGCAACCUGUCCAAUUACCAAGCAAGCCACAGACCUUGGCAGUCAAGCGUAAAGCAGAAUCAGAAGAGGAAAGGGAGGAAUCCAGUGCACCACCACCUCUCCUGGCUGCCAGAUCUCCUGUGGCCGAGAGUCCUAAAACCACAGAAGAUAAGGGUGGCCAUGGAAGUGAAGGGAACAGGGAGAAAUCAGAGUCCUUCUCUAGUGCUACUACAAAUGCAUCCCCAAGUGACCCUACCUCUGUCACUUCUACAGCUGCUCCUGUGCCCACCUUGGCCAUGUUGUCACGUCAGAUGGGAGACUCCAAACCUCCGCAAGCCAUUGUCAAGCCUCAAAUUCUUACGCAUAUCAUAGAAGGUUUUGUCAUUCAGGAAGGGGCAGAGCCUUUCCCGGUGGGUUGCUCUCAGCUCCUAAAAGAGUUUGAAAAACCUCUUCAAGGUGGCACUCCUGCUAGGCAGACUGAGAGUCAGCCUAGCAACUCCCCUGGCGGGGAGAGCGUAACAGCAGAGCAAGACAAGAAGGGGAAUCUGUUGAAAUGUGAAUUCUGUGGAAAAUAUGGUCCAGCAAAUCAGUUCCGUGGUUCCAAGAGGUUCUGUUCUGUAACAUGUGCCAAGAGGUACAAUGUGGGCUGUAGUCACCAACUUCGGAUGCAAAGGAAAAAAAUGAAAGAGCUCCAGGAAGCAAAUUAUGCCCGUCGGCGGCGUGGGCCUCGGCGCAGUAGCUCAGAGAUUGCUCGAGCCAAGAUCCAGGGCAAACGUCACAGGGGGCAAGAAGAUUCAAGCAGAGGAUCUGAUAAUUCCAGUUAUGAUGAAGCUCUAUCCCCCACAUCUCCAGGACCCCUUUCAAUGAGACCCAGUCAUGGAGACCGGGACCUUGCCAGCUCAAACAUGACUCAACCUAUUCCUGACCUGCAUGGCAUCAACCCUGUCUUCCUGUCCAGCAACCCCAGCCGCUGGAGUGUAGAGGAAGUGUACGAGUUUAUUGCAUCCCUACAAGGUUGCCAGGAAAUUGCAGAGGAGUUUCGCUCACAGGAGAUUGAUGGUCAGGCCUUACUCCUACUGAAGGAAGAACAUCUCAUGAGUGCCAUGAACAUCAAGCUGGGUCCUGCUCUCAAGAUCUGCGCUAAGAUUAACAUUCUCAAAGAGACCUAAUAACAUGGGAAGACAGACUGGUUCCCUUUCCAAGCUGGGACUGUUGCCCCAAGCCUUCAUCAAGGAGGGAAACUGGAGGGAAUGGAUGGAUACUGACAUCUUAUAAGCCUGUCUCUUGGUGCGACGUAGAGAAGGAAUAGCUCCCUUGGAGUCCUUGAAAUCGCUCUUCAAGAGCAUCUCAUGUUGCCUGUGACUGGCUCCUGAGGUUAACAUGGCAAGGAAAACAGGAGUUGUUCUAUGCGAGCUUUCUGAGCGGAAGGGCUGAAAAUGCCCUUAUACUUCUCAGUAGCAGAGUGCUUGGAUGUUUAUAUUCUCCUUCCCAUGGGAUCUUUUUUCUUCUGCAGAUUCACUUUGCAGAGGAUCAACACAACUUGCUUACGUUUUCUCUUGCUGAGGAAGGGAAUCUGGAAGAUUCCAUCUGGAACAAUGAUGAGAGCUAGUUUUUAAUGAGACCUUUCCCCAUUCUCAGUGUUGAUUACAGGUAAGUAGCAAACUGACUUCAUAUAGAACACUGAAGGGGAAGUGUUACGGAUCAUUUAAAAGUUAGGAGCUUCUUUAUGCCUUCCCCAGACAAUAUGAGCACUUUUGACUAUGGUACCAGAGGGGAAUUUCUUUUUAAAAAUCUUAUUAUUCCACUUGUCUUGUGCAUUUGGGAGAAACCAUCCCAGAUCGAAAGGAGAAGCCAAGUGUACUGAAGCUCCAGUUGUUUCUAGCUUGCUUUUAAAAGUUUUCCUUUUUCAGUUUUGUAUUUUGCCCUCCCCCUGAGAUGAGAGAGCAUAUGGGACAAAAGCUUCUUCUUGCAGGUUUGUAUCUCCUAUCAAAGCCUGUUUAUUUUUGUUUAUUAUACAAAUAUUCUCUUCCUCAGUAAAAAGAAUGCUUCAAAAAACAAAGUUGCUGGUCUUUUUGUGGCCUGAUCCUUCUCCUACCAGCUUUCUUGAUACAUGGUAGUAGAGUAGCAGUAUCACUGAGCUUUCACCCAGGCCUGUUACAAAUUUUGAAUGAAAGUUUUGUUGUUGGCCCCUUAAUGAUGACAUGUUAAAGUGGUGUGUAGAAACAAAUUUUCAUCAGUGCAGAGCCUAUUUUAAUAUUUCUUUAACAUUGUAAUCUGUGUGCCUGUCUCCAAAUUUGUGCCUUUUGAAAUUCUGUGGCGUCUAACAGUUCAGAGUAGGAUAGUUUUAUUUCCACUAUUCUGCCAAUGUGUAUUUGGAACAAGCCUGAAAGAUAUAAAAUCAGUGACAAUA